AUGCCGAGAUCUAUGUCUUCUGAUCGAUUAGUUCAGUGGGACGACGACUCUAACCGUCCUCACAAGAAGUUGAAGCAUUCAACAACGAUUUCAGAGACGAGUGUGAUAGAGGAUGAUGCUGAUUCGUCUACCCAGAUGGGCCAUUCGAUCAAAACCAUUCCAAAAAGCGAUCGGUGGGUCGUAACUCGUUAUCUUGGAAACUCUUCACGCAGUUCUGUUUACUUAGCCGAGAGCACGAUCGAAGGAGAGGAAGACUAUCUUCCUGACGAGAUGACCAUUAAAUCUAUUGAGAUCUCACAAGCGUCACGUCUUAUGAACGAAGAAAAGUUUCUAUCCCGUCUCCAAAACCCUUUUGUUGUGUCUUUCUACGGCCACGAGGUCACUAUAGAGAAGGACGGGAAGGAUCCAUUACUCGAGAAGAUGUAUUACAACACGUUACAAGAGUACAGCUCAGGAAGAAACCUAGCGACACACAUUGAAAAAAACAGAGGAAAAUUACCGGAAGAUGAUGUGAGGAGUCUCGCUAAUGAGAUAUUGCUUGGUCUCAAGUAUAUUCAUGAAGAGAAGAUCAUUCAUUGUGACAUCAAACCAAAGAAUAUCAUACUUCCGUUUGAGAAUAACCUAUUUGCUCAGAUCGCUGGUUUUGGAAAAGCGAUAAAGAAAUGGUCGGUUGAGUAUGGUGAAGGAUUAGGUCAUAGGAUAGGCACGUCACGAUUAUUGCCCCCGGAGGUUAUGAUGGACAUGGUUUUGGAUUAUGGUGCUGAUGUGUGGGCUUUUGGCUGUACCGUGCUUGAGAUGUUGACUGGAGAAAGAGUUUGGAGUGAGUUUGGUAAGCUUGAUUGGGAAGGCUGGAAGACCCUCAUUGGUGAAAGUGGUAGCGUUCCCUAUAUUCCUAAUUACUUGUCUGAUAAGGCAAAGGAUUUUCUUGCAAAGUGUUUGGAGAGAGAUCCAUCUAAGAGGUGGUCAGUUGAUAGUUUGCUCGAACAUGAGUUCCUUAAAUGGAUUGACGAAGACGAAGAAGAAGAAAUAUACGAAGAAGAAGAGGAUGACUUUUAUGAUGGAAUAGAAGAUGUCGAUGAAGAAUAUGAAGCAAAUCUAGAAGCUGAAGCAGCAGUUGAGGAAGAAGAAGCCAUUGAAAUAGAUGAAGAAUAUCCUAAAGAGGAAUCGGAAGAUGACCUAUAA
This is a messenger RNA of Arabidopsis thaliana (thale cress), 1182 nucleotides long. Its product is annotated as Protein kinase superfamily protein. Bases 1 to 1182 code for a protein of 393 amino acids. NCBI's taxonomy places the organism in Eukaryota, Viridiplantae, Streptophyta, Magnoliopsida, Brassicales, Brassicaceae. Gene Ontology annotation, molecular function: ATP binding; transferase activity; protein kinase activity. The transcript has a single exon. The record is from RefSeq and is marked reviewed.